AUGACUCUUUCCAAACAUGUCGACGCCGACAAAUUGAGUUCUGAGCUUCUUUCUCGCGCGAAGAAGAACACCCUCUCUCUGACCGAGCAAUACAUCUUCGACUAUGAUUCCAAUUCUGCUGCACCCAAGUAUCAGAUUCCCGAAAAGUCUUCCAAUGGUGAUUUGGUCUUGCGUUAUGUGACUGAGGGUUUGGCCCUUGACGGUAUUCCCACUUUGAACUUUGCCUCAUUUGUCAACACUGACUUGGAUCCCCAUGCUGAAAAAUUGAUCACUAAUAACAUUGUGAAGAACUUGGCCGACAACGAUGAAUAUCCUUCAUUGAUCGAGUGCCAACAACGGUGUAUCAACAUCUUGGCUAAUUUGUGGAAUGCCCCCGUCGCUGACGACAAGAACGCCAUUGGUACAGCUACUACUGGUUCCUCUGAGGCCAUCAUGUUGGCUGGAUUGGCCAUGAAGAAGACAUGGCAAGAGAAGAGAAAGAAGGCUGGUAAGUCGAUUGAAAAUCCAAACAUUCUUAUGGCUUCUGUGGCCCAGGUUGCUUUGGAGAAGUUUGCUCGUUAUUUCGAUGUAGAAGACAGAAUCAUUCGUGUAACUGCAGAAAGCAACCACUUGAUCGACACUACUGAGAUCAAGAAGAACAUUGAUGAGAACACUAUCGGUAUUUUCGUCAUUGUUGGUUCCACAUUCACUGGUGCUUUUGAACCAGUGGAGCAAAUCUCCCAGUUGCUUGACGAAGUCCAAGAAGAGACCGGUUUGGAUAUUCCAAUCCAUGUAGAUGGUGCUUCUGGAGGUUUUAUUGCCCCAUUUGCGUUCCCUCACUUGAAGUGGGACUUCUCUGUGCCUCGUGUUGUGUCUAUUAACACUUCUGGACACAAAUUCGGAUUGACCACCGCUGGUUUGGGUUGGGUCAUCUGGCGUGAGGUGCAAUACUUACCAGAAACAUUGCGUUUCAAGUUAGACUAUUUGGGAGGAGUUGAAGAGACCUUCGGUUUGAACUUCUCGCGUCCAGGAUUCCCUGUGUUGCAUCAAUACUACAACUUCCUUACUUUCGGAAGAGAGGGAUACACCAAGAAGUUUGUCAGUUGUCUCGCAAACGCCAGAUUGUUGUCUAAUUUCUUGGAAGGUACUGGAUACUACGAGGUUUUAUCCGUCAUUCACCGUCCAGUCUCUGCCGAAGAGAAGAAGAAGAUUUACACCAGAGCACACGAUCCUAAUGUGCACCACAAAUCUAAGGACCUUGAUAAUGAGGAUUACAUGCCCGGCUUGCCGGUUGUGGCCUUCCGUUUCUCGGACAAGUUCAGACAAGACUAUCCUGAUAUCCCACAGGCAAUGGUGUCGCUUUUGUUGAGAAACAGACAAUUUAUUAUUCCAAACUACCAUUUAACCCCUGCUGAGCAGGAGAAGGAGAUUUUGCGUGUGGUUGUCAAAGAUAAUUUGCCCCUCAACUUGUUGGAGAAGCUCAUGAGCGCUAUCGUUGAAACCACAGAACUACUUAUCAGAUCACACGAUGCUGUGGUUGGUGCCUUGGACAGCACCAAGGUCACUUCUGAUGCUGACAGAAAGGCCCUUGUGUACAAAGUCCUUCUUAGCAUCACCUCCAAUGGUGUUGAGGAUGUUAAGGACGUUCAAAGAAAGACUCUUGACAAGCCCGGAACUGGCCACCACAAACACAAAAGAUCCUACCGUGGUGCAUGUUAA
Molecule: messenger RNA, 1698 nt
Organism: Australozyma saopauloensis
Lineage: Eukaryota; Fungi; Ascomycota; Pichiomycetes; Serinales; Metschnikowiaceae
Gene: GAD1
Product: glutamate decarboxylase
Exons: 1
Coding region: 1-1698 (565 amino acids)
Biological process (GO): L-glutamate catabolic process
Cellular component (GO): cytosol
Molecular function (GO): glutamate decarboxylase activity; pyridoxal phosphate binding
Source: RefSeq, a predicted model, not a curated record